Molecule: messenger RNA, 3314 nt
Organism: Pogona vitticeps (central bearded dragon)
Lineage: Eukaryota; Metazoa; Chordata; Lepidosauria; Squamata; Agamidae
Source: RefSeq, a predicted model, not a curated record
UAAAAGUUGCAGGGAAAGCCGGCGGGAGGCAGAUCCAACGUGCACGGAGCAAAACACCAACACUGCACUGAGAGGCAACACCCCACGUGUGCAACAUGUCUUCAACGCACUUCAACAGGGGCCCAGCCUAUGGCAUGUCAGCUGAAGUCAAAAGUAAGCUAGCACAGAAGUAUGAUCCCCAGACGGAGCAGGAACUGCGGAAAUGGAUAGAGGAAGUGACGGGGAGGCGGAUUGGAGAAAGUUUCAUGGAAAGUUUGAAAGACGGAGUCAUCUUGUGCGACCUUAUAAACAAACUCCAACCAGGAUCUGUGAAGAAGGUGAAUGAGUCCACCCAGAACUGGCACCAGUUGGAGAACAUUGGCAACUUCAUUAAGGCCAUCACAAAAUAUGGAGUGAAGCCCCAUGACAUCUUUGAAGCUAAUGACCUUUUUGAGAACACAAACCAUACCCAGGUGCAGACUACUUUGAUUGCUCUUGCCAGUAUGGCCAAGACAAAGGGCAACAAGGUGAACAUAGGGGUGAAAUAUGCUGAGAAACAACAACGCAAAUUCAUGCCUGAAAAGCUGAAAGAAGGACGGAAUAUCAUUGGGCUACAGAUGGGAACCAACAAAUUUGCCAGCCAGCAGGGAAUGACAGCAUACGGCACACGUCGGCAUCUCUAUGACCCUAAGUUGGGCACGGAACAACCCAUAGAUCAAGCUACAAUCAGCCUACAGAUGGGAACCAACAAGGGAGCUAGCCAGGCGGGCAUGACUGCUCCAGGAACCAAGCGACAAAUUUUCGAUCCCACUCUAGGCAUGGAGCAUUGUGACACCCAGAACAUUUCACUGCAGAUGGGCAGCAACAAAGGGGCCUCGCAGCAGGGCAUGACUGUGUACGGGCUGCCACGACAGGUCUAUGACUCCAAGUAUUGUCUCACGCCCAACUAUCCCAUCAUCGGAGAGGAUGAGGACCAGUACAACCAUAGCCAUCAUAACUUCUACAACUCAGAGUAGACACCAGAAAUCACGGAACAGACAUUGAAAAGAGACCCUGGCACACCAAAGAUGCUUUCUCCUAAAGAUCAAGUGGUUGUUUUCACCUGGGACAAUAAGAAGAGCCAGAGAGUUUCUGACAUGGCUUACCAGAGACUUCUUAAGUUAUGCGAAAGCCAGGUCUCUCUUCUACCAUUGAGCCUUUAAGCUUCACCUUGAUACCUUCACGCUUUAUUUAACUUAUCAAAUACAGCCACUACUCUUAAGCACAUACUAAUGUGACACAAAGCCCUUGGAACAGAAUGUCACAGUAAAACAACUCAGUAGUUUGGCAGAAAUAGAAACAAGGGAAUGCAUAUUGAUUUCUCAUCCAUACUUGAUUGAAAGCAAGAGUCUAGCCUCCACUAGAAUCACUGCUCCCUCCCCUAUGGCUUGUGCUCACAUCAGUACACAAGUAGACAAUGGAGGAAAAGCUUUUACUCAGGAAUGUCCAAGUUCCUCUGCUUCACUCUGCACAUCCAGUAACAGAAGCUUUGCCUCCAUUAGUCGCACAUCACUUGGUUUGUUCUGUCUUCAAUCAGUGUAGGGUAAAAGGACAAGCUCUCAGUCUGCCUACUUCAGUUCUGCUUUCUAAGUGUCAUUUGUACGAGAGCUGAAAAAACGAACCAGCUCUUCACUUCCUGGAAACAACAUGUUUAGGCAGAAUAAGUGUAAUGUUGAGAGAGGCUGUAGAAGGAGGCUGGACUUACCUGGCAGGUUCACCUAACCAGACAGGGUAUGUUCACAUGGCACAUCCAAAGAUCAGAAAUAGUUCAAGAGUGAUGUGACAAAUUAUUUGGAACUGGUGAUGGCAGGGAGAUAUAAACAUAAAUCAGGGCUGCAUAUCUUUCUGCCAUAAUUGGACUGCCUGAAAAAUAAACUGAGAAAUAGUCAAUAAUGUAAUCUUAGUGGAAAAGACCAACCCCCCCCCCAAAAAAAAACCACACUAGUUUGCUCAGUUCUUAAUCUGUAAUAAGCAAUUUUACACUGAAGGCUUCCAGGAGUGGCAGUUCUCCUUUCUGACCCCACCUCAUUGGGGAGAGAUGUCCCAGGCUACCAAAAACAAACAAAAAAGUGUGUGCUUGUGCAUGUGACACAUAACUCAAAUUGUUAUAAUACAGAAAGCUCUUGUGCUUGGAAAUAGGAACCUCCUAGUAAUUCCUGGCUACCUGUUCCUUCUCUUGUGGCUGCCUCAGUUAUUAGUAUUACCAGCAAUCUUGUUUAUCCUACAUCAAUCACCCAUGCCCAUCACACUUACUUCCUAGUACAACAUGGAAAUAUCAAAUAGUUUCACAAAAAAGCAAACCAUCUGUAUACAGUCAGAGAAAAAAAAUUAAAUUCUUUAGGUCUAAAACAUGCAAAACCUUGAAUAAGAUUAGGAAAAGCACUGGUUGCUAAUGAACUAAUUUAUUUUUAAAACAAAGAUGUUUCUUCUAGUCUCUUAUCAACAUUCACACACCUUGAAUGAAGACAGAAUCACCAUAAUAUUGUGUAAUGCAAGGGGAGGAAAAUGAAUUUAAAAUAAUUAAGUCCCACUGAAUUCACUGGUACUUACCUAAGCAUCUAGAUUGGGUUUAACAUAAGGGUAUCAAUUGAUUAAAGAAACAUCAGUCAAUGAAUUUUAUGAAUUUUAAUAAAUCACAUUUGCAUGGAUUUGCAUACAAUACCACAAUCAUUCUGAACAAAAUAGCCUUGACUCUCUUUUUACAUGAACCUGCAUGUGCCAUAGUAGGCGCUAUCUCAGAAAGGCAUUCACUCUCAGGGGAGGGUGAGGGACAAAUGUCUCUUGCAUGGGAGUACUGGUCGUUACUCUGUAAUUUUAUUAAAAUCUUUUCAAUCUGCUGAUGGAUAAAAAUACUGAAUCAGUCUAUUAGAUUAAUAAUCUAAACACUGUAGAUCUACUUUAGGAUUGAUGCGCUUAUCUAUGUUCCUAUCAAUUGUGUGUACAGUAACAAUCAACUUCACUAACUUUCCAUAUUGUCUGCUGGUAAAUUUAGAGUUUGUGAAGGCAAACAUCUGUCCACUGUCUCUCAAUACACAGUACCAGAUAUUGUUACAUACAAACAUUUGGGGAAAUGGCAAAUAUCUAGACUACUGAGAAGUCAGCUGUAUAACUUUGGAACUCAGCUGCCUUUAACUUCUCCCUUGAAAUUCCCGAGUUAGAAGCAUUCUGCAUGCUGAACUGCAAGAUACACUAUUUCAUUAAAAACAAAAUGCCAUUUAUAAACAUAUUUUUUGUAAUGCUCUGCUAAUAAAUAUUUCUUAAUUUCACUCUGGCACAAUAAAAAACAGAAAAAGUUA